AUGAGAAAUGGCAACAUUAAUCUCUGGUUAACUGAUAAAGAAUUUGUUUUUGAGAGUAGUUGUGGGUUUGCUUGGCUUAGUUCUGGCUUUCAUGGCAUCUUCCAACACCAUGAAAAUACAGGAGGUUUUUAAGGUUACUCCUUUCUCCGACUCAACCGCUGAGUUUUCUCCCCCUCUGACACUAUAUGAUACGUUUUGGUUCAAUUUUCCUCCGGUUGAACGCCUCUACUUCUAUCAAAUUACUGGCUUAACUCAUCAUUUCUUCAACUCAGUUAUCCUCCCCAACCUUAAGUGCUCUCUUUCUCGAACUCUCCUUCAUUACCUCCCUCUUGCUGGCAAUCUAAUCUGGCCCCCAGAUGCCCCAAAGCCGUGCAUCUACUACUCCCCAACUGAUGGCGGCGUUUCAGUCACCGUUGCAGAGUCUACCGCCGACUUCAAUUCGCUUUCUGGCAAUGGAGUCCGUGCAGUCGCCGAGCUUCAUCCUUUAAUCCCUCAGUUGUUGACCUCUGAUGACAAAGCAGCGUUGAUAGCUAUACAAAUAACUUUGUUUCCAAAUCAAGGGUUUUCCAUCGGCAUUACAACUCACCAUGCUAUGUUUGAUGGGAAAAGCUCAACCACGUUUAUCAAAUCAUGGGCUUAUCUAUGCAAACAAGGUAAAGAUCACGAAGAAAACCCUUCUUUAUCACCAGAACUAAUCCCGUCUUUUGACCGGACUAUCAUCAAAGAUCCCGCCGGAAUCGACCUGGAGUAUAUCAACAACUGGUUCGGUUAUACAAACUCACGAAGCUUGAAGGUUUUGCCAAAUAUAAUACCCAAUAGCGACUGCGUUCGAGCCACAUUUGAGUUAACCCGUGAAGAUAUUCAGAAAAUAAGGAAUCGGGUAUUGUUUAUGUUGAAUAAAGAUGAUGAAAAGGAGGAGGAUAGAGCACCAGAACAGCUUCAUUUAUCAACUUUUUUGCUAACUUUGGCAUAUGUAUUCGUCUGCAUGGUUAAAGCCAGAAGAGGGGAAGACAACAGAAGUGUUAUUUUCGCAUUUACAGCAGAUUACAGGACCCGUUUAUCUCCUCUGGUUCCAUUGAAUUACGUUGGCAACUGUGUUAUGCCACAUCUGUGCACUGCAACAGCAAGAGAUUUGACAGAAGAAAACGGGAUUGCCUUUGUUGCAAACAAAUUGAGCGCUGUGGUGAAAGGUUUAGAAAGGGGAGAGCUUGAAGGAAGAAAAGAUACACUUUCAAGGGUGUUGAUUGCUCUGAAAGCCAUGCUUGAAGGAGUACAAGGCCUGUCGGUAGCCGGGUCGACCCAUUUUGACGUAUACGGGUCGGAUUUCGGGUGGGGGAGACCGAACAAGGUGGAGAUUGUUUCAAUAGAUAGGAGUGGGGCUGUUGCUUUGGCCAAGAGUAGAGAUAGAAGCGGUGGUGUUGAGAUUGGUGUGGCUUUGGAGAAGCAAGAAAUGGAAGUCUUUAGAUCUCUAUUUGCCGAUGGGCUAAAAGAUAACAUGUAAAGUUUGGAUUAUUUUAUCUUAAAUGUCUUCAGGUUGUUUGGAUUCAAACUUUUUUCCUUUUUUAACAUGUAUUCGUCAAAUCUCAUUAUUUGUGUCAAUGGAUAGUAUUCGUCUUAUAUUAAUUCAGUUAAACCUC
Messenger RNA from Mangifera indica (mango), 1637 nucleotides. RefSeq names its product malonyl-CoA:anthocyanidin 5-O-glucoside-6''-O-malonyltransferase-like. NCBI's taxonomy places the organism in Eukaryota, Viridiplantae, Streptophyta, Magnoliopsida, Sapindales, Anacardiaceae. Bases 92 to 1501 code for a protein of 469 amino acids. The record is from RefSeq and is a predicted model, not a curated record. The transcript has a single exon.